UUUUGUGAUGAUCAAACUUAGCUCUAGAUCUCUAGCUAUAUGCUAUGAGAGACACUCUUUGUUAUGUUCUGACCCGUUGUCUUACCGGAAUGCAAUACUUUUCUUUUGCUUAGCCCACCUCACUCGACUAAUCAAUGGACUGCAGCAUCUGGAUAUCAUUCAGCGAUGCUCGACAGACCUCAUUGAAGACUCCACUCAGGAUCGCAAAGAAUACCUCGAGGAGCUAGAGGAAGCCGGAAAAAGCCCAAGACAUGGUGAUACAAACUGGCUCGAGAAGCUCUCGAAGCACACCUUAUCGCAGCGAAGGAACAACGCGUAUGUGAUAAUACAGGCCGAGCUAGCGUGUGAGAAGUUGAAAGAGCAUGCAGCUAUUAAAGAAGUGGAUGGUGUCAAGAUCUGGAAUGGUGUAUCUACCGACAAACUGCCUGACAUUGCAGAACAACCCAAUGGACAAACUGAGCCAGCCGAUGCACACGUACUUGAGCGGGACUUCACCAUCCCAGGAACGCCAAGCAAGCUAAAUUGCCCGUUCGCAAAAGUCCGAACUCCCAGCAACCUUCGACGUUCCUUUACAAGCCGGAGAAGCUCCGUGUCAAAGGUCAACUCGAGCUCGAACACUCGACAUUCGAGAACAUCGUCUUUCCGUGACCCCAUACAGGCAGAAAUAUGUGGCAGAGAUUCCAUGGCAGGGAAGACCCCCGAAGUGAAUGUGGAGGAGGCUACCACGGCUGUCUGUCCGAUUCGCUUCCUGGACCAGCAUAAACCAGAAGAGGUCGCGAGCUAUUUUGAAAAGCACAAACAUGAGAUUCCAAGGUCACACGAAGUGUGUAUCAAGCGAUUCCAGAGUAACGCGGACCAGAUCCGACAGCUCGACAAUAAGUAUGGGAAUCUCGUGUCCAUGAUCCAAGGUCUUGGGCAGAAGCACCAGCCACUCCUACCUCUGAAUCUUGUCGAAGACGAGGAAGACCCCGAUGUUGAUCCGGAGGAUAGAGACGUCUCCAAGAUACAAAAGUGGGCGAAUACUGUCAAUAACAGCAUGGAGAAUGGCGAGGCUGUCCUACCGAACGGUAUUCAGGAGGAGGAAACAGCCGAUUUGGAUGAGGAUAGGGAGUCCCGUUUUGAUCGACCCAUGAAGGAAGUUCGUGUCGGCGAAUCGCCGUCGAGACCAUGGGGUAUUCAAGUUCCUCUCAAGUACUCGCGGGCAGGAAGCGUCAUUUCAAACGCAUCACCAGCUACAGCCUCACCGCAGUUGGAACAGAUGCCCCCACCCACCAUGCCCGCCGGCAAGUGUCCCUUUGAUCAUACCAAGAUGCAGUUGCCAGGUUUGCAACCUCCACACGCAAUUAAGUCGGAGCAACCUGGAACUGAUAUUGCUGAUGCCAAAUCGACCGAACCGCAACGAGCCGUCCAUCACAACGACGAAUUGUUACCUCCGCCUCAACCAUACCCAGUUCAAGCGGAUCCAGCCAAAUGUCCAGCACCAGCCAUGAAACAUGAUGCACAGGUUGUGCGCCCAACUAACACACCACAGAUGGUGUUUUCUGGGCCAGUAUUCAUUGGAUACUCUCCUGACCAGAUCAAAGAACUAUUUGGAGGAAACCUCGCAAAUAUGUUCAACAAGUCUUGAGUCUAAAAUUUUCUGUAAGGCGUUCUAUACCAUACUUGUGUGUGUUUUGCUCUGCGCCGAUGCAACGGCAUGUGCACACGAGGCCUUUCGCAAAGCGUGAGCAUAGUUCAGAUGGCUCAAAGAUUUCCUCCGGUCUAUGUAGUCAUACUAAUACGUAUCAUAUAUAUACACACGUUUAUAUUAGUAAAACGCGCUUG
Molecule: messenger RNA, 1824 nt
Organism: Pseudovirgaria hyperparasitica
Lineage: Eukaryota; Fungi; Ascomycota; Dothideomycetes; Acrospermales; Acrospermaceae
Exons: 1
Coding region: 8-1627 (539 amino acids)
Source: RefSeq, a predicted model, not a curated record